AUGGCGACUCAGGCUAGUGAUGGUGAAGCUCAAGGGCGGCUGGCACCAAAUCCUCGCUCAUCCAAGCGCAGGCGUCUCGAAGGGACCUUCCCUGUGACCCAUCCUUUCUUGCCAGCGCUCGCUGCUGGUCCGGGUCCCACUCAAGUCCCGUCGGUCUCAGAUUCAUCUCAGUCAAAGCCUGCUGAGGGACAAGACUUGCGAUGGGGGGAAUCACGUACAGGGAUAGCAUCUGGGUCUCUUCCUAUGCUUGGUCCUGAAUAUGGCUCGCACGUUAUGGGCCACGCUGCACCUUCAUGCGACCUACCAUUCACGCAACAGCUGGCAGAUCUGCGUCAGAUCUUACCUAUGAAACACCGUCGACCAUUGGCCCCUCCAACCGGGCACUUGAAGUUCAUCCAGGUGGAUCCGCUUAACCCAGAAAGGUCCUCCCUCGAAACGGUCCCUCGUACCCAAGCCCAGAUACAAGCCCAGAAAGAAGACACUGCAGCUCUCAAAGUUUUUGGUGGCUCAUGCUUGUGGUGCAUUCGAUUCAGGAAGAAAUGUGAGCCUUGCAGCUCAUGUAGUCACUGUCUUCUCGGCAAAAUACACGUUUGCAUUCGAGGACCACGGGCUCUAUACAUAUUUGGAGCUAUAAAAUUGCCAUCCGGGGAAGGACGUCUUGUAUUAGACGAGAUGGAACGCCUCGCCAUCUCCGAGGCGACCGAACUUCAAGGGGCUUUGAUGAUUACUCAAAAGGAUACUCUCGAGUCCCGGGCCUGGACUAUCACCGAAUCUCGUUUCGCUUUGAGGAGGAAAGAAAAACUCUUUGAUUCAUUCAUUGACAUGGCUGUCGGCUGUCUUGAUUGUACUGAAUUGGCUAGACUAGAAGCUUCAUACUCGAGGAACUCACUGGUCCAAAAGGCGGUGCUAAUGGCAAGAUUGUUGAUUGUCACCCAGGGCAUAGCGCGUUCGCGAAUCUUUGCACAAGCAGCCGAUGUUGUCUCUGGAAGACUCGUCAUGUUUCUGAUCUUGAUCCGCUGCAUGACACGGCUAGCUGGCAUGUCUUGGGACUUCUGUUUUGAGAUAUAUGGAUUCCUGUGUCACAAACCUAAAUUCGCCUGGAAAAAAGAUAUUGAGAAUGAGCUUUGUCCUAUCUUUGUCGCUUGGGCACUCUAUAAGCGAACCUCGGACAGGGUAUCCGAGCUGCGAAACGACCUCGUCAUUCAAAAAAUUCUUGGUGAUGGCUGUUCGAUCGACGGGAUUUGCGAUGCCAUUCAAUCCGUAUUGGAUUAUACUUACCCCAAGAAUAAGUAUAUGAAGAUCAAAAGAAUCAGGGAUAUUUUGGACAAAAAUAUCCCCAAGCUAUCGUGUCCGUCUUUCGACUUCGUGUUUUCGCAGGAGCCAUCUGAUACUGGGAAGCAGUUCCAUCUUUCUCGCGACUCAUACUACGAGAUGGCUUCAUUCUUGCUUGGUGGCCGUAUUGUCUCUGAUCCAGCAGCUCAUUCGUCCAACGCUACUGGCGCACUGGUGACAAUGAGUGCUUCGAUUGCAGCACCUUUCACCAUGACAGAGGACGGUCUCAUCGAUCCAUGUCCGGUAAACUCGGACUUUGUCAACCCACUCGAUCUGCAUCAGGAUCCCAAUGCAGUCGCUAGCGCCGGUAUUCUCUGCCAUUCAAGCUCUUUAGAGACCUUGACCAGUGAAGACUCAACUGAGACUGUACCUGGUCAGCCACUUACCGGAUCCGCAGACUGCUGUGCUGGCCCGAACCAUUAA
Molecule: messenger RNA, 1755 nt
Organism: Penicillium nucicola
Lineage: Eukaryota; Fungi; Ascomycota; Eurotiomycetes; Eurotiales; Aspergillaceae
Exons: 3
Coding region: 1-1755 (584 amino acids)
Source: RefSeq, a predicted model, not a curated record